CCCUUAUCAUAAUAAGACUUUAAAACACACUUGUAUACAUUAUGAUCAUAUCUUUUGGUAUGCUGUGAUGGCGAGAACGAGGUUGAAGGUGCUUUCAACCCUAGACACGGCUAAGACACAAUACUAUCACUUUAAGGCCAUCAUAAUUACCGGCAUGGGGCUCUUCACCGACGCGUACGACCUCUUCUCCAUCACGGUCGUCAUCAGGAUGAUUGGAAGGGUGUACUAUAGCGACCACCAUAACGGCCAAAAUAAGUACAAAACUCCUCCCGUUGUGGAGUCUGCUCUAGUGGCCGUUGCUCUGAUAGGCACGGUCAUUGGGCAGCUUGUUUUUGGUAGACUCGGCGACCUCAAAGGGCGUCGUUGGGUCUAUGGACUUGCCUUGCUACUUAUGAUAUUUGGCUCCUUGGGGUGUGGCUUCUCCAUUUGCAUUAGAAGAGCAUGCGUUCUCCUCAGCCUAGGCUUCUUCAGGUUCUUGUUGGGGCUAGGGAUUGGAGGAGACUACCCUCUAUCAUCAACAAUCAUGUCUGAAUUUGCCAACAAAAAGACAAGAGGCUCUUUCAUAGCGACCGUUUUCUCCAUGCAGGGUUUCGGCAUAUUGGCAAGUGCCACCGUCACCAUAGUGGUGUGCUCCAUAUUCCGCCGUGCAGCUGGCUCGGAUAACCAUACUCCGGGACGGCCACCGGCGACGGCUGACUUUGCAUGGAGGUUGAUACUUAUGUUGGGUUCAAUUCCGGCAGCCUUGACUUACUACUGGCGUAUGUUGAUGCCCGAAACAGCCAGGUACACAGCGCUAGUGGAACAAAACGUGAUGCAAGCAGCAAAUGACAUGGAGAAAGUGAUGGAUAUCUCACUCGCUCAGAUUGUUGAAGAAAACUUACGUCCACGCUCUAAUUACGCUCUGUUUUCUAAAGAAUUUUUUCGUAGACAUGGUUCUGAUCUCUUUGCUUGCACCUUUAAUUGGUUUCUGGUGGACACUGUUUUCUACAGCAGCAUUCUUUUCCAAUCUAAAAUAUACAAAUUCAAAAACACAGAUAAGCUAGAUGUGUAUCAAGAAGCCAUUGAUAUUGCUAAGCUCCAAGCAAUAAUUACUGCAUGUUCCACCAUCCCCGGCUACUUCUUCUCGGUGUAUUUCAUUGACCGUAUCGGAAGAGUUAAGAUCCAAAUGAUGGGUUUCUUCUUCAUGGCAUUGGCAUUUUUUGCCAUAGGGAUUAAUUAUGAUUCAUUCUGGACCAAAGAAAGGAACAAAUAUGGUUUAUUGGUCCUGUAUUGUGUUGCUUUCUUUUUCGCUAAUUUUGGACCCAACACCACGACAUUUAUAGUCCCAGCGGAGCUUUUUCCGGCCAGGUUUAGGUCAACAUGUAACGGUAUUUCCGGGGCAGCUGGCAAGAUUGGUGCGAUCAUCGGAUCGGUAGGGUUUCUAUGGGCGUCUCAUGGCAAGAAUGAAGAUCGAGAGGGGUUUCCUGUAGGAAUUGGAAUGACUCCAUCAUUGUGCAUACUUGGAGGAGUGUGCAUAGUUGGUGUGGUUAUCACCACUUUUUUCACCAAAGAAACUAUGGGCAGGUCUUUGGAAGAUAAUGAGACUGAGCCUCUAGAAAUUGAAGAAGUAAAUGAUCUUUGAAAUUUAAUGAAAGGUGGGGUGGGUGUAUGAAAAUUUAAUGAAGCCAUCUUUGAAAUGAAAGCAUGUAAGCUAGGUAUCUUUAUACGCACAU
Molecule: messenger RNA, 1712 nt
Organism: Arachis stenosperma
Lineage: Eukaryota; Viridiplantae; Streptophyta; Magnoliopsida; Fabales; Fabaceae
Product: probable inorganic phosphate transporter 1-9
Exons: 3
Coding region: 68-1621 (517 amino acids)
Biological process (GO): transmembrane transport
Cellular component (GO): membrane
Molecular function (GO): transmembrane transporter activity
Source: RefSeq, a predicted model, not a curated record